AUGAAAACUAUAAUUCUUUUUGGGCUACUGGGAGCCACAAUGUCAGCCCCGCUUAUCGCACAGCGCCUUUUCUCUGCAAGCAAUAGCAAUGAGUUACUGCUGAAUCUUUAUAAUGCUCAACUUCAGCCAUUACAGCUUCAGGGCCCGUUUUAUUCAUGGAUUCCGCCUUUCUCUGGAAUCUUACAACAGCAACAGCAAGCUCAAAUUCCAGGACAAGGCCCCUUGUCUUUGUCAACUCUAGACCGGUUUGCUGGACUAUUCCCAAAUCAGAUAACUUUCCCUGGACAGGUCAAUUUUGACCAUAGAACCCAGAUGGGACAACUGGACCCCUCACAAUUUCAAACACCAGUGCAGAUCCAACAGGGCCCUAAUCACGCAAUGCCCUAUGUGUUCUUCAGAAUGCCUCAAGAGCAAACACAGAUGCUUCAGUACUAUCCGGUUGACACGCUUCUCCCCUGUGAACAACCUCAGCAAACAGUCACACAGUCACCUCCACAAACGGGACAGCAGCAAUUUGAGGAGCAGAUGUCAUUCUAUACUCAAUUUGGAUAUAUACCGCAACAAGCAGAACUCGUUAUACCAGGACAGCAACAACUAAUCUUUGGUACCAUCAUUGGCACAGCUCCUGAAACUGCUAUGAUGCCAGCAGGAGGAGUGAUACCAUAUUUACAAAAAGAAAUGAAAAACAUUAGGCAUGCCAGUGGAGGAAUAUUCAUUCCUUCAACUUCACAAAAACCCAGUACAACAAGUUUUUUUGCUUCUUCAAUAGACUCAACUAUUACCCCAGAGAUCAUGGAAGAGAAGGUCAGUUGGAGCGAUGAAUCACUUUCACAGUUUUAUGUGCCUCCUUAUCGAUAUCUAUUUGGCCCAUAUCUACCAUUCCUGUAUCAAGGAUAUCCAUGGUUUAGAUAUUAUUUUCGCAUUCCAGUGCCUGAGCCUGUCCCUGAACCUACUCCUAUUAGUGGAUAG
Pteropus alecto (black flying fox) is the source of this 969-nucleotide messenger RNA. RefSeq names its product odontogenic ameloblast-associated protein. The coding region runs from base 1 to 969 and encodes 322 amino acids. NCBI's taxonomy places the organism in Eukaryota, Metazoa, Chordata, Mammalia, Chiroptera, Pteropodidae. The transcript is spliced from 10 exons. The record is from RefSeq and is a predicted model, not a curated record.